AGAAGUACCGACCUAUAAAAUAUACACACAGCUUGUGGAUCUGAUGCAGUUUGGAUAUUCCAAGAACUGCAUUUUUCAGGGAAAAUCAGAUGGAGGCAGUAGUUUUCCAGUCUCGAACUCUACGCUUUCCCAAUUUGGUCUCUUUUGGAAGGAGACCCAUUUUCGCUUUGAAAGAGAUUGCAGCUGUGAAUUCUAGCAAGGGAAUUCAAGUAUCUGUUACGAGCAAUGGGGGUGGAAAUGCAGGGCAACGGCCUCCCCGUAGAAGUUCUGGGCCAGGAAGGACCAGAAAGAAUGAACCCAAUAGAAACGAGGCAGCUGAAGACCUAAAAAAUCCCAAAUCAAAUAACCAGGAGGAGAUAAUUGCUCUCUUCAGAAAGAUUCAGACUUCCAUUGCCAAGGACUCUGCAACCACCAAAGAUGAAGAUUCCCACGAGGAUGAGAUUGGAGCCGAGUCUAUUUUGGAGAGUCUUCGUGAAUCAAGGAAGCAAGUCAAAGGCAGAACUUCAAAGAAGGCAGGAGUUAAAGUGUUGAGAAGAAAGGGCAUCUCUGAAGAGCCGGAAAUGUAUCAUACUUCGCCAGCAGCAGAAUUCAAGUUAGUUCGACCACCAUCUAAAUUCGUGAAGAGAUCACCAAUCCCAUCUCCCCCAGGAAGAAAUGGUUCACGAUCACAGCUUAGGGAGGAGCCUUCUCAGGCCAUAGCUGAAAGCAGGGAAAUGAAGUUCCCAAGUGUAGAGAAUAUGAAGCUUACCGAGCUGAAAGCAGUAGCAAAAUCUAGAGGAAUUAAGGGUUAUUCCAAAUUGAAGAAAAAUGAGCUCCUGGAACUUCUGAGAUCCUAAACCAUGGUAGACCAUUUUUAGGAGAAAUUCGUCAUGCCCCUGCUGUUCUUCUGUGCCGGAUAAAAUCAGUCACCACAGUAAAUCAUCAGUCUCUUCCAUUUUUAUUUUAAAUUUUCCCGUUGUGUUCCACUUUCUACUUGUUUCAUCAUGUUGUUUUGAUGAUAAAAAUGCAAGCUAAUCUACAGUGUUCGGAUUGGACCAUAAAAUUCAAAAAACAUUAAAUCUGAUGGAUGUUCUAAAGUCUAAUUCUCAGACAUAUCGUUUAUCUCUAAAGUCUAAAAUCAGCAGCGCGAUAGUAGACUGCCUCCACACGGGCCCUAAUCCUGGGGUGGCAAGGAUACAGACGUGUUUGCAUUCACAGUGCGCACACACAAACAGGUGAUUCCUUUUAGCAUUGACUGCUGCAUGAGUAUAAUCUAAUGUUUGGUACAAAAUAACCACAAAAAAUAU
Momordica charantia (bitter melon) is the source of this 1286-nucleotide messenger RNA. Its product is annotated as Rho termination factor. Gene Ontology annotation, biological process: DNA-templated transcription termination. Lineage: Eukaryota; Viridiplantae; Streptophyta; Magnoliopsida; Cucurbitales; Cucurbitaceae. The record is from RefSeq and is a predicted model, not a curated record.